Molecule: messenger RNA, 2673 nt
Organism: Cololabis saira (Pacific saury)
Lineage: Eukaryota; Metazoa; Chordata; Actinopteri; Beloniformes; Belonidae
Product: E3 ubiquitin-protein ligase TRIM35-like
Exons: 1
Coding region: 1-1416 (471 amino acids)
Molecular function (GO): zinc ion binding; protein binding
Source: RefSeq, a predicted model, not a curated record
AUGGCCUCCAGCUCGGGGGAAGACCUCUCGUGUCCCAUUUGCCAGGACAUUUUCAAAGACCCGGUCAUCCUGUCGUGCAGCCACAGCUUCUGCUGGGCCUGCCUUCAGUCGUGGUGGGCGCAGCAGAAAACACGACCGUGUCCUUGUUGCAAGAGGAAGUCAUCGAAGAGCAAGCCUCCUUGCAACUUGGCGCUAAAGAACCUGUGUGAGGCUUUUCUGCAGGACGAGGAGCGGUGGGCGGCAGCAGGGUCCGAGUACAGGUGCAGCCUGCAUGGCAAGAAGCUCCAGCUCUUCUGUCUGGACCACCAGGAGCCGAUCUGCGUGGUCUGCUGGGACUCCAGGACUCACAGCAACCACCGGUUCAGAUCCUUCGACGAGGCCGCCCAGGACCUCCGCCAGGAGCUGCAGAGAGACCUGACACCCUUCCGGGAGAAGCUGACGCUCUUCCAGGAUGUGACGGAGGAAUGCAUCUACACGGCAGACUACCUCCGAGUCCAGGCCCGGAAGACCGAGAAGCAGAUCCGGCAGCAGUUUCUGAAGCUUCACCAGUUCCUGGAAGAGGAAGAGAAGGCGAGGGUGGAGGCGCUCAGGAAGGAGGAGGAGCAGAAGAGUCGGGCGAUGAAGGAGAAGGUUGAGGCUCUGACCCGGGACAUGGACGCUCUUUCAGACACGAUCCGAGCGACGGAGAGGGAGCUGAGAGACGGAGACGUCUCGCUGCUGCUCAACCACAAGGUGGUGACCGGGAGGGUCAAGCAGGGCCCGGUUCUGCAGGACCCGGAGCCGGUUUCAGGGGCUUUAAUAGAUGUGGCCAAACAUCUGGGCAACCUGACCUUCAACAUCUGGAAUAAGAUGAAGGACAUGGCGCGCUAUAGUCCCGUGAUCCUGGAUCCAAACACCGCCGACCCAGAGCUCGUCGUGUCGGACGACCUGCUGAGCCUCAAAUUCGUGGGGUCGCGACAGCUGCCGAGCAACCCGGAGAGGACCAGGUUCCCCAGCAUCGUCCUGGGCUCCAAGGGGAUGAAAUCAGGGACCUACACUUGGGCUGUGGAUGUUGGACGCAACGCUGACUGGGAGCUGGGAAUGUUGGAAGCCGACGGUGGUGACACAGCGGAGCACCGGCGGUGGAGGAUUUCACUCAAAGACGGUAGACUCAAGGCGUUGGCUGGAUCGGGCUCGGAGCAAGACCUGCAGGCGGGGGCGCCCCGGAAAAUCAUGGUUCUUCUGGACUUCGACAAGGGGAAGCUGUGGUUCGUGGAUAUUUUAAGAAAGACAGCCAUCCACAACUUCACACACACGUUCACGGGCACACUGUUUCCUUACAUGUACACCCGGAGCUCAGACCCACUGGAGAUCCUGCCAUGCAAGGUUACCAUGACGAUACCAUUGGGCAGAUCAGGAGGUGGGACCAGACCCUGAACCGAGUCAACAUCCCCUGGAAGGUUGUAUCAUCUUCGUUUGCAUUUGACGUUCUUGUCGGACUUGUGGACUCGUUCAGCUCCAGCGUGUCUCAGCGUUUCAGUUUCAGAUUAAAAUGUUCGCUGAUCUGUGAAUGUGAAUCUAGGAAAGAUGCUUCUGGAUUAUGAUCUAACAAUAACUCAUGAUUGAUAAUGAUUGAUCAUGUGACUGGUGACGGGAUAGUUGUCUCAGACAAUCCUGUAAAUACUGAUGACUGAUGUCUGAUAAACAAUCACAGCCACUCUAUGUAGAAAUACCACGUCUGACCUCAUGGGGCAGCGCUCACGAGAAUGAUCACGUAUCAGAUGAAGUCAUGUUACAAGACAGGUCAGUCCAGAAGAGAGCAAAAAAAGCCUUUUUCCUUGUUUCCUCAUUUGCGCCACGUUGGAAGUGAGAGAAAGAACAGGUCUGGGAGGACACUUUAACUAUCAGAGCUACCCUGGGACAAAGGUUGGGUUGCAGUCGGGUCCACCUCCCGGUGGCUGAUUGGCUGGAAGUGUCCUGAGAUGAUCGGCUCACCGGCUGAUUGAUCCCCACUCACCAGUAGAUCUAGAUCUCCCCCACCUGGUCAGAUGUGGUACUGCUACGAGAAGAGUCUUAAAUGCUGCUGGUAAAACUUGGUGGUUGAGGGAAAUAAAAAGAUAUAGAAUUUUUUUUUUUUUUUUAAACAUAAAACAUGUAUGCUCUUUUAAAACUGCCAUGAUAAUAUAAUUUACCUUUUUUGUGAGGUGAAAUUCACUUUGAUUUUGGACAGCAGGGAGUUAUAUAUAUUUGGUAUUUGGAGCCAAUUGUUUUUGCAGUGAUUUAUAAAGGUUGUGGAUGAAAUAAAAUAAAUGGAAACAUCUUGAUCAGGAGUAUGUUGAUUAUCUUCAACUAUCCAGAUAACAACAAUAACAACUGAUAACUGACUUCACAUGUGUUAAUAGCUCAAUUGUAACUAAGACAAUUUCUUUAAACAAUUAUUCUUCAUUUGAGCAUCAUUAUUUUGUUUGUAUCAAUCCACCCGUUUCAUUUAUCACAGUCUACAGGUCACCCAAGCGUCCUUCCUGUUUUAUUCAAGAGUUGUUUUGGAACGCAGGGACUUAUACAUAUGUCAAAGGGGUGGUUCUUAAAGUUAUGGUAAUACAAUAACCAAGACCCCAAGGAAAUACUUUUCAGUUCUUCGAGGGUGAGCAGUACUUAAUGACCCACAAACACAACAAGUGCAGCAACAAACAU